Cercospora beticola is the source of this 4436-nucleotide messenger RNA. RefSeq names its product Zn(II)2Cys6 transcription factor. Gene Ontology annotation, biological process: regulation of DNA-templated transcription. The record is from RefSeq and is a predicted model, not a curated record. Lineage: Eukaryota; Fungi; Ascomycota; Dothideomycetes; Mycosphaerellales; Mycosphaerellaceae. Gene Ontology annotation, molecular function: DNA-binding transcription factor activity, RNA polymerase II-specific; zinc ion binding.
CGCUGUUUUGCCGUGCCACUGCGGGCUGCUGCGUGUUGCUGCGCUGACCUGGCGCGUGGUCGCACACCCGAGCAAGCAGCAUCCUCACCGUCUCCUGUCUGCCUGCCGUCCAUCUGUCAGUCUCCGUCGCCGCCGCCGCCGCCUCCCAGGCACAGCACACUAGCAGCACGAGAGCCGGGUUGGCGCGAGAGCCUUUCGUCCUAUCAUCACCUGGGGCGCUUUUGACUUCCAAUUUGACUUUGCUGGGCGCAUCUGAGUCGGGACUAAACUCACAACUCCAUCAGACACUAAGCCCGGGUGGCACUGUCCUCGGGAAGGACGACCGUUAGGUUCAUGCUCACUCUGCCAUCGCAGCACCCUUGCGCGCAGAAUAAUCACCUUGGCUCGGCCAUGUCGCUCUGAGCCUCUCUGCGCACGCUCAUCCCCGUGCCCGCGAGCCAACCGACGCAUGGCUCGAGACCUUGCGUGUUAUGGAUCCAUACAGGAGAGGACCGACGCCUUACGGCCAACACCCUCCUCCUAGUCACGACUCUCGCCCACCGCCGCACUACGCGCAGCCUGGCCCUCCCUCGCAGCAGCACCACCCUCAUCCUGCCCAGCAGCAGCAGCAUCAACCGCCGCCGCCUCCACCGCCGCAACAACAGCAACAACAGCCAUAUCCUCCACCGCCUGCGCAACCUGGAGCCCCUCCGCCGCAGUCCUAUCCUCCGCAGCAGCAGCAGCAACAGCACCCGCAGCAGCUCCCUCCCAUUCAGCCCACGGCCUACGCGCCUCCACCCCCAAGCUCCGAGCAGUCGUCGAGUCUCCCGCCCUUUCGUCACAGCUCUUCGCAGCCCCCACACGAGCAGCAACGCGAAGGACAAGUGCAGUAUCAGCCAGACCACACCUACAAUCGUUCCGGCCAUGCCACUCCGGCGCCGACCAACGUGAACAGAUCAUACUCGCACGAUUCGGGCCAGCAGCGCACGCCUGCUACGCCCACAGGCCCCGCGCAUUUCCCUCACCCAUCGGGGCACGACGGUGCGCAACCGCCACCGCCAGCACCACAACCCAUGGAUCAUGGAGCGCAUCAUGGGUAUCCGCCCACGAAUGGCGUGCCCCAUCAUGGCUUGCCUGCUCCACCACCGUCCCACGGACAUCAUGAACAGCACCCUCAAUACGCGAUGACCCCAAUGGUGGACCAGCACCACUCAUACCCACCACCUGGUCAGCCCAUGUACAAUGGGCCACCUAGCUAUGGGCCUACAGCAAACAUGAAUUAUGGUCCCAAGCGCAAACAGAUGCGUGCCACUCAGGCAUGUGAGCAAUGCCGGCAGCGGAAACAAAAGUGCGACGAAGGCAAUCCGUGCUCUUUUUGCAAGGAGAACAAUCUUUCAUGUCAAUAUCGCGAUACCCCGCCCGCAAAGACGGAUAAGAACAUGGAGAAGCUUCUUAGCUACAUGGAAACACAUUCACAAGGACUCGCCGAAUUGACGACGAAAAUCGAUCAAUUCGAGGCGAGGCUGCGUCGCGUGGAACAGAACACGCAAAACAAUUCGCAGUCCAACCAUGUCGGUCAUACGAUCGCUGGUGCAGAACAAGAACCGCUUCCGGACGACGAAAACGCACCGCGAUCGCGCAAACCUGACCUCGAGGACCACCGCACAGCUCCGCAUAAGUUGCUGCUGUUGUGGCCGAGCGUUCGUCCGCUUCUCAAGACAGCUGGCGUUGAGCACAACGACGGAUAUGUCAUGGAAGCUGAGGAUCGUGGAGUCCUGCGACUGUGGACUCGAGGUGAAGGCAUUGACGAAUAUGACGGCACUCAAGCUGGCGGUCCUGCGAGCCCAGCCCGAAGCGACGAGAGCGGCGACCUUGUCCUAGUUUCUACUCCAUCGGAAGGUGUCUGGGGUACAGGUUUCCCUACGACGCCUGGAAGCACUGGUGGGCGUUCGGAACCCUACGGUGCCGGUGGUCUGAAAGCCAACGGUCACGUCGAUCUGGAUGCAGCAACAAUCAACCAGCUCUAUGAUAGCUACAUGAAGAACAUCCACAUCAUGCAUCCUUUCCUGGACAAGCGACGACUUCGCAAGAUGUUUGAUGCAUUUAUCAAGAAGUACAGCAGCGGACGGCCGCGAGCGACCUUUGCCGUUGGAAACGACAACUAUCCCCACGAGCGUCCGCUCAAACGACAACGAUCAAACGGGUCUGGUCCAAACAACGUUGGUGUCACUACAGGUGCCGACUCGGACGUGGCACGAGAUGUUGCGACCGAGAGAUCGCCCGGAAAUGCCAUCAUCUACCUCGUUCUGGCGCUAGGCAAAAUAUGCCUGCACAAGGAGCCUUUGCCAUCUCCAGUUCCUAACAGUAAGCUGCAGGCAAACACGGUCGUCUCCCACCAAAUCUCUGGGUCGCGAGGAUUCUCUGCCAGCUCACCAGUGUCGGCGAACAUCAAACCUUCCCCCAUGUCUCCGAAGUCAACCCCCACGACUCAACCAACGCCACCAUCUGAGGCCAACAUGCGCGUGCAAGACUCUCGCAGCAGACGCUCCUCCGUAGACGGAUCUCCGAGCGCCCCCGGCCCUCGCAAUCUGGAUGUCAUUCCAGGUCUCGCCUACUAUGCCCGAGCAGCCGAAAUACUGGGCGAUCAAGGCGAUGGCAACGACCUGGUACACGCUCAAAUGUUUCUUCUCGCUGGUCUGUACAAAGGACAGCUUGCGCGAGUCAAAGAGAGCAUGAGCUGGAUCACAAUGGCAGGCCGCGCAAUUCUGAUCCUUCUGGACCGGUACAAGCUAUACAAUGACAACUACUGGGAGGAUUAUGGUGGUGUUCGAUCUCAGUACAUUCGGUCGCAAGCGCGCAUUAAGGAUACGCGACAAAGUCUGAUUGUGCUUGCGUCUUGGACGUGCCUGCAGCUCGAGAGUGAUAUUCUUGCUGAGCUACGACUGCCCGCCAGUGGAAUCCAAGCGAUUGAGCACCUGCUCUUAAUGCCGCACAAAGUCAAUGACGACGAGACAUAUGUUGGGCUUGAUCCUGACGGACGCAUGGAGGAUCACGACAACAUGCUGAUCUACUACUCAGCCCAACUCUUCUUGCGACGCAGGUUGAACCAAGUGCACCGAGAGAUGUACGGCAAAGCUUCGCUCGAUCAACCACUCGCGGAGGUGCAGGAGAUGCUGAAGAGCCACGAAUCGAUCCUGGAGCAUUGGAGGGAAGGCCUCCCGGAUCCUUUGAAAUGGAACGACGACGAUCCUCCGCCAUCAGACAUUCUGUCUGCGCGUCUACGCGCAAAAUAUUGGGGAGCACGAUAUGUCAUCAACAGGCCGUUCCUGGACUAUUGUUUGCAUGUGAUGCCACUGUUGAAGGAUCACCUCUCGAUUGAGGAGGCCGCGAAGGAUGGCUAUGGCAACCCUCGUGACAAGGCUGACAUUCACCUGUUCCGGGCGAUCCAGCAGCUGGGAGAUCGCGAAAUCUGGAUAGCAGCGAAGCGUUGCAUUGAUGCUGCCAUGCAAAGCACAAUCGCGUUCGAUGGCAUUACCAAGCACACUCGCCUGAUUGUAACGAACAUUCACGGCACAGCACAUGCACAAUUCGGAAACAUGUUGGUGCUCUCUGCAGCAUUCAACAGCAAAUACAUUGAUCCACUCGUGCCUCGCGAUAGAUUCAAGUCACUCUUGGAGCGUACCAUCAGGUUUCUACGCCAUCUGGCGCCAAUCUCGCCCACCUGCGCCGCCGAUUGUGGGAUCCUUGAGAAGUUCAACAGGACUUUGUUCCCUCUUGAAGAAGAUAUGAAGCCUCACUAUCGAAACGAGGGGAUCGAGUAUAAUAUGUUGGACCCGACAAGCGCCGAGAACUCCUUCCAGGACAGUCUCAUCAAUACAACCAGAUGAGACUAGGCUGAUUGCGAUACUACACAUCCGCUUGUAGCCCGUAGUCGUCCAGGCGCUCCGAUGGCUUGUAACGUACAGGACAGCGACUCCGAGCCGAUAAUCGCAUCUUUGAACCGCGUGGCGGCAUAUCAGCCAUUGGCGGUCUAAUCCACUCACACGAUGAUCUGGCGUCACAUUUGUCCAGCACCAUCACUGCCGACUCAUCGCGACGCAUUGCAGCAGCAAUUAUUCCACCGAUCGAUCUCUGUCAACACAUACAUGCAUUCUGGGAGGCUAGCGUUGUUGUUCGACUUUUUUUUUGCAGCAUUGGUUCUUGCGUAUACCAGGCUCAUCGCCAAUGUCCGGGGAGAGGCAGUCUUUGUCUUUUAGGCUAUCUAUCACAGGGGUGGUUGAAUUGUUGCAAACGCGACUUAGAAGUAAGCAGCAGCCCGUUUAUUGUACAGUUACGAGAAGAAGAAGACGUGUACAGUAUUCCCAAGCCUCUGUUCCUGUUCCGCAUAGGCGAAUAUAACAAACAAUGCUCACGUCAAUGUUCGUCUCAUGCUCCUGCUUCCUUCUUUUCUACAGGCA